Ceraceosorus bombacis is the source of this 1729-nucleotide messenger RNA. NCBI's taxonomy places the organism in Eukaryota, Fungi, Basidiomycota, Exobasidiomycetes, Ceraceosorales, Ceraceosoraceae. The record is from the annotation of a GenBank genome assembly.
AUGUCGAACAACGAAGCAGGUCCAAGUUCGCCCAAUCGACAUUCUGUCGACCUGCUAGCCGCACCGCAGGCGCAGGACGACUUGAUCGAUGCGGGUGCGGAUACGCAAGCGGAUGCGAGGCCAGUGUUCAAGAAGCGAGGCGGCGGCAAGAGGAAUGUGGGUGUCAGAAUGCGUGGGAUGCAAGAUGAAGAGAGAGGAGCAGACGGGAAUCAAAUGAUGGGUGACGAUGCGCAACGAUCUGAACUUGAGCAGAGCGCAAAGGAAGCCGAGUGAGUGAGGCUCGAGGUUGUAGCAUGAGAAAGCUGGGUACGCAUACAAGCCUCAUGCGCUCCGCCCCGCCCUUUUUCCCCACCAAAGUCUGUCGAUUCAAGAUCUGUUGGCUUUGCGCGCGCUUGGAAAGAAACCUGCAGGCAUUGCUCUGGACAAGCUAAAUGUGGGCGAAAAGAAGAAAAAGAAGAAAGCAGAGGGAGGAGCUAAGAAGGCGGAGACAGAGGAAGAUAGAUGGGCGGAGCAGAUGCGUAGGGGCGGAUUGGUCGCCAAGGAUAUGAAGAGUAGCGGAGGAGGUGGCGGUGCAGAAAGGUGCGUGAAUGGAACUCGUGCUCUUGCAGGCUUGAUCGAUUCGGGUGCGCUGGACUGACGCUGAACUGCUGAACACGAAACGUUGCAUAGCGAUGACGAGGAUGCCCAAGGAAAUCGAAAGCUGGUAAGAUCCAACAAGUUCUCGGGAGAGACUGGAACAGUGGAUGUGGACGCGCACAUGUUGGCCUACAUUGAGAAGGAGAUGGCCGCUCGAAAAGCAGCCGCCGCGGCGACAUCUGCAUCCGAAGCUAGUGAUGGUGCUUCUUCGCAGCUACCGACGGAUCCUCGAGAUGUGGUGCGAGCUUUGAACAACCCGGAAGAUGAAUUGUACAGGAUUGCAGAAAAGUAUAGAUCGCUGCAGGAUCAGGUGUCGAAAGUGCCGGACAAGGAGGAGUCGGAACAGGGACUCAGUGCGGCUUUGCUCAGUAGCGUGCCAGAGGUGGAUCUGGGUAUGGAGUGAGUCUCGAAGUUGCUUAGAGGACGUUGAUCGUGCUUUGCCGAUGAGCAGUGCAAUGCUCACCCCUUCUGAUCACGCUCAGUAAUCGACUCAAGAAUAUCGCGGAUACGGAACAAGCUAAGCGGGCGAUGAAUGAGGCGAGAGCCAAUCGAGGCGCUCGAAGAGAAGAAGACGAGCUGCUUGCUGCAUCACGUUGUAAGUUUCCGUCGAAGCUCGGCCACGAUCCUAAAUCCGUGUCUUUUGCUCCAUCGAGGCAUAUCCUAACAUUCAGCAUGUUGCUCAUGCACGAAUGCGACCCCCCCGCCUCAGUCUUUAGACCUAAACAGCAUGCCCAGUCGGAUGCGGACGCUAUGCGAGCUGCAAAGCAAGAUGCGGAAGUACGUAGAGGAGGAGCUGCAAUCUUUCCAGAGGGACACAUCAGCGCGCCUGGCGCUUCCGCUCCCGAACGAAGAGGAGAUGGCCAGAAGAGGAGAGAAUUGGCUAGCGAUCAGCUCGUCAUGGAACGUUUCAAGGUGAAUGCUCUUUUUCUUUUCUUUGCUUUUCUGGGGGCGGGGGUUGUUUCUUCUUGGCCUUUUGCUUUCUGCUUUUGUGCGAGCGUUUCUUCUGGGCUUUUAGACUGAACAGUCGCGCCUUGACCUUCUUUUUUGCCUCUCUUUCGAUCAGAAACGACAAAGAAAUCAGCUCAAACGAUGA